AUAAAUUGUAACAAUAAUAGAAAACAUGUUAGUUUUAUAUUGAGAAUUUGAAAAUAAAUUCUAAAACGAAAAAAAAAAUUUUUUGGCGAAACACCCCUUUCUACGAAUCAUAGAGAAUAUGUAGAAUAACUUUUUGGUAAAAAUGCUAAUAUAAUGCAGAAUUUGUAUUUAAGAAAACUAAUACAGGGUGUCCUUUACAAAAUUCAGCUAUUUAUAUAAACCCGUGUGGUAUAUACUUGUGGUAUAUGCUUACAAACAUGAGAUUCCUUGUUAUAGUAUGUAUUUACAAACAUGAGAUUCCUCUUUACAAAAAUGAGUUUCUUCGUCAUAUGCUUGUGGUUAAGGCUUUACAGUUCACAAAUACUUAUAAUAUAGUUUGUUACUUUGAUUGAACAAUGGAGAUUUAUUUGUUUAUUUGGUUAAUACAAUCUAUAUAUUUAGGUGUAGCAGGUCAGUUAUGUCCCAACCAAAAGAGCUUCAAGCGAAGAAAAAGCUAUAAAAAUUGUCUUCAGUCAAGCAAAAAUGCAUGCACUGGGCUCUCUAUUGUUCCCAAACUCUGGGUGGGCACCAACGGGAGAGUGCGAGAGCUACAAACUCGUCCGAGAUAACAACGACUCAUUUCUUGAUUUUCCGGUACCGAAGACUUAUGGAGUGCUCCAUCAUCAGACCAGUUUAGGGGUUCCUGUUUUGUCGGAGGUAAAUGGAUUAAACAACAAUUCGGUCGUGAUCAAGAAGCUUAAUCACAAUGCCAAUGAGCGUAACCGUCGCCAGAAAGCCAACGCUUUGUUCUCAUCUCUUCGUUUAUGUCUUCCAAGAUCAUAUCAGUCGAAGAAGCUAAGUAAUCCCGAGACCGUUUCGCGGAGUGUGCUGUACAUACCUGAGCUGCAAGAGGAAGUGAAGAAGCUAAUACAAAAGAAGGAAGACCUCUUGGUGCGGGUAUCGGACCAAAGAGAACAUUACGUUAAGCCGGAACCAAAGGUGGCUGCUAGUUAUUUCUCCACCGUUUUUGCGACUAACCUUGUAGACAACAAAGUGACGGUCCAAAUCUCAUCGUCCAAGAUUCAUAAUUUUUCGAUAUAUAAUGUGUUGAAUGGACUAGAAGAAGAUGGGUUUGUUAUCGUGGAUGUUUCAUCUUCGAGUUCUCAAGAAGAAUGGCUCUUCUACACUUUACAUCUUCAAGUAGACAAGAUUGAUAGUUACAAGCUAGUUUGCGAAGAUUUAAGUCAAAGGGUUCUGUACUUGUAUGAGAAAUGUGGAAACUCGUUUAAAUGAUCAUUUGUUCUUGUUUCGUUUUAUGUGUCGUCCUUUUCUACAGAUAAGCUGUCAUUCUUGAUUAAUGUUUUGUAACGCAAGAGAUCAUGCUAAUCGUCUGUGUUUCGUUUCUAUAUUAUCGGAUGUUGACUUGAUUAAUGUACAACUUGUACGUAGUUGAGUUGAUUCUGUUUUUUUUGGUCAAAGCCAAUGAUCGAUUACUAGUAAACUACCACUAAGUUCGUAUUACAUCAAUAAAUUUCAGUUUUGACUGCGAUUUAAGAAUAGCAGUUAUAAUUUAUGUAAAUACUUUUCUGGUGGCAAAAACCCUUUGAUUAUUCCAUCUACUCUUCUUGUUUAAACCCUAUAUUUUAUAACAAAAGAAAAUAUGAGAAAAGACAAAAGAUAUGUUAAAAAAAGGAAAAAAAAGGUGUUUUAGAAGAUUCGGUUAGCCAUUAUUUAUUUAAGAGUAUUUAAUAGAUGGUCCUGCCAUUUAAAUACUUAUUUCGAAUCAUUAAAUACAUGAUUAAUGAGAGCCUUUUGGUUGGGUAUCCAUUGAUCUUGGAGAUAUAUUACUCCAAAAAUAACAGAUUGCAAAACUAACCAAAAACAAUUGUGGUUUUGUAUUUAUUACCGCCUCGUGAAUAUUAUAAAGUCUAGCAGCAAACAGAUUAUUAGUGAAUCUGGUGAUCUAAGCUUUUUCUACUCGGAUUACUAUUUAAUAGUGAAUCUGAUGACCUACGCUUUUCUAGUCGGAUAUACUCUAUAGAUAGAUAGUGCAUUUACAUGAUAGAUUAUCAACCUUUGUUAAUUAAAUUAAUAAUAACUAGCCUAACAUUUAUGUAACAUAGUUUACAA
Brassica napus (rape) is the source of this 2109-nucleotide messenger RNA. Its product is annotated as transcription factor ORG3-like. Bases 523 to 1272 code for a protein of 249 amino acids. NCBI's taxonomy places the organism in Eukaryota, Viridiplantae, Streptophyta, Magnoliopsida, Brassicales, Brassicaceae. Gene Ontology annotation, molecular function: DNA-binding transcription factor activity, RNA polymerase II-specific; RNA polymerase II transcription regulatory region sequence-specific DNA binding; protein dimerization activity. Gene Ontology annotation, biological process: regulation of transcription by RNA polymerase II. Gene Ontology annotation, cellular component: RNA polymerase II transcription regulator complex. The transcript has 2 exons. The record is from RefSeq and is a predicted model, not a curated record.